GAUAGCAGCCGACAGAGAAUGCACCUCUGACACGGAGCCAUACAGCAGCACAGACAACCAGCAGCGGAAGCCCUCUGCCCACAGAUAAUUGCAUAAAGGCAAAGUCUGCGAAGGUCAGCCAAGAAACAAGCAGCAGCUGCCAGAGUGAAGACCACAGGACUACAAUUACCUCAACGGUGUGCGGCGCUGGAGCAAAGUGAAUGACAGAUUGGAGGCGCGGGCGAUGGUGAAGAUUGAGUUUGGCUUCCAGCGACGCUGAGAAAGUGCCUGUGAGCCCCGGCGAGCAGCCAGCCGUUGCGAAGGGGAAGAUCGAGCUCGGAGCCGAGUGGCGCGUGUGACAGGUUCUAUCUAAGCGAGGGACCACCACCACACUCUCCAGCCUCUGCUCAGCCCACUGGCUCAGCAGCAGCAGCAGUCUCCGUGGCAGCCGUGAUUCCCUCUACUCCAGCGCAGCCAGCUGUACAUGGAGAUCCCCCGCUGGGCAGGAAACACUUUGUGUAAGUCAGGAAGCAUCACCGUGUUUGGGAACGUGGUGUGCAGUGGGCUCCUGAGCGACCCCCUCUGGCAUUUGGGAGUGCCCCUUUUCACAAGACUGGGUAACCAAGAGGCCGCCAACCCCCCAGAAGCGAUGGCCCAGCCCUACACCCCGGCGCAGUACCCACCGCCCCCCCCACAGAACGGCAUGCCGGCGGAGUUUGCGGCGGCGCACCCGCUCCCGGCGCAGGACUUCACGGGCCAGAGCCGGGUGCCGGAGCACGCGCUCACCCUCUACACGCCCACACAGACGCACAGCGAGCCCGCCGGCAGCGACAGCAGUCCGCCCCUCAUCAGCGCCAAUCCCGCCAACGCCCCUACAGACGACGUGACGCAAACAGAGGGCUCCCAGCAGCUCCAGCUCCAGCACUCAGAGUCCUCAGAAAAGCAGCAGCCCAAGCGGCUCCACGUCUCCAACAUCCCCUUCCGUUUCCGGGACCCCGACCUGCGGCAGAUGUUCGGGCAAUUUGGCAAGAUCUUAGAUGUGGAGAUCAUCUUUAACGAGCGAGGAUCUAAGGGCUUUGGUUUUGUAACUUUUGAAACGAGCACAGAUGCGGAUCGCGCGCGGGAGAAACUAAACGGUACAAUCGUAGAAGGACGCAAAAUCGAGGUGAACAACGCAACAGCACGGGUGAUGACCAACAAAAAAGUGACAAACCCCUACACAAACGGCUGGAAGCUGAAUCCUGUAGUGGGCGCUGUCUAUGGUCCUGAACUCUACGCUGUAACUGGUUUUCCGUACCCAGCCACUGGGGCCACAGUGGCCUACAGGGGGGCCCACCUGAGAGGGCGGGGCAGGGCCGUGUACAACACCUUCCGCACGGCACCCCCACCCCCUCCCAUCCCCGCUUACGGAGCAGUGGUUUACCAGGAUGGCUUCUACGGAGCAGAGAUCUAUGGGGGCUAUGCUGCAUACAGAUAUGCUCAGCCCACCACUGCUGCAGCCUACAGUGACAGCUAUGGCAGAGUCUAUGCAACGCCGGACCCGUACCACCACACGAUCGGCCCGGCCACCACCUACAGUGUGGGGACCAUGUAAAUAACAUGAAAGGACGCUGUGCUCGGUAACGAUGGACAUCACACACAAAAAAAAAUGACAAGAAGGUGACGGACGCAAAAUGAGAACUAGCUUUAAAUGAGAGGAAGAAGAAAAUGAAAAAAAGAAGAUGAAGAAGAAGAAGAAGUCACUGAGUCUGGGGAGGGAGAGAGAGAAAGGCGGAACAGCGGCCACACACAAAAAAAAAAUCUGCCAGCAGCCUGACAAGAAAGAAGAAACUUGUUUCCACCAGGGGACCACCAACGCUGAGAGAGAGAGAGAGAGAGAGAGAGAGAGAGAGAGAGAGAGAGAGAGAGAGAGAGAGAGAGAGAGAGAGAGAGAGAGAGAGAGAGAGAGAGGACAUUAACGUGUGAUAUAGUGUGAAUGACAGAGGUAGAAGGAGAAAGCUAGAGGGAACACGCUUCAUUAUGACAAUAACAUUUUAUUUUUCUAUGCUUUUUUGUGCUUUAAAAAAAAACAGUUUAAAAAUAUUAUAUGUAUAAAACAGUAUAUAAAUAUAUGAACAGAGAUGUUUUUAUGUUAACGGGUAAAGGGGAGAUGGAACAGAUCGCCCUGGAUUGUUGAUGUUCUCAUCUGCAGGACUAAGAGGGACCCUCUUAGCCCUCUCUCUCUCUCUCUUUCUCUCUCUUUUUCUCUCUCUCUCUCUGUCACCCUCUCCCCUGCCCCUCUCAUCCGAGACAGACACAAAGAUAGAUAGAUAGAUUGAUAGAUAGAUUGCUUAGAGUGAUGUCAGUGAUGUCCACAUGUUUAACGGACGAGUGUGUAUACGAGUAUUGAAGUACUGUAAAGCUCGGCAUCCUGGUGCAGCAAACCAACAGCCUCAGUGUGCGCGUGUGCUCUCUCUCACACGGAGGCCCGUUGGUUCCCACGGCAACUUCCUUCUUAUUCUGGGAUGUCAGAAAUGUUUUUCCUUUCUUUCGUCGUUGAUUUCUUGUGCUCUCACUCAUCCGACUUCCUUAGAGUAGUGCCACCCACCGUCCAUGUGUCACCCCCUGGCCCAAGUCAUCGCACCCAAUUCCACUUCCUAUUGGGAGGUCAGGCUCAGGGCUGCCCAAGAAGGGUGGGUGGGGGCGGAGGGCUGAGGACCAGGGUCAACCUGGGUCUCCCUCCUCGGCAGACCACUGGUCCCCAUCACGCUGCGAUGGAUGUCACAACUCUGCUUCCAGUUUGAUCACCCUCAGUCCCCACCACUCUGCCCUGAACAGGGUCCAAACGGUCAACAGUCAGCUUCCUGGGGUCAGUCUUUUUUCAGACACCACUCCUUAUUUGAGGAGGAGCCAUAGCCUGUCACUUCCUGUUGGCAGGUGAACGGUUAUGUUUGGUUUUUUUGGUUUUUUUUGGUUUUUUUUUGUAAACGGGGGUGGUCUGAGUGGCCGGUCGGAGGUGAAACGAAUGAACAGGUUACUGGGGUUGUGAGCUUGAUCACUUACCUGCAAGGGUCACAGCCCAAGCCUUUGUGUCACUCAGACAGUCCGGAUGUCAAACACCAAGGAUAGUGCUAAAUGACUUCAGUAGACAGCGCAUGACACCAAUAACCAUAAUUCAAACAGACAUGAGAACUGUGACUCUGACGGACAUUAGACAGACACUGUUAACCAAAUGAUGUUUCGAAAAGUCAAUGCUACAAAUGGACUGUUAUUGUUUGGUCAAUAUUGUCUGAUUAGAGUUAUUAUUUGUGAAAAAAAGAAAUACUUAAAGGAAUAACAAAAAAAUACAUUUUUUUAAAGGUAUUAUCAUGAUUUAUUUGCUGUAACAACCUGAAUUAUUAUGAGAGCGUUCCCUGUAAACGUGUGUUUUUUGAGCAGUUCUUGAAUGUAUUUAAAUGUGAAAAGAUGUGACACUACUUGUUUCUGUAUAUAUACAUAUCUAUGGAUGGUUUUUUCAGGGGUGCAUAUAAGCAAUUGCCUUUUUCCUUUGGCCUCGACAGUAACUGAGGCCCCACGUAACCAAUUACUUCCUCCAGACAGCCCCACCUGUGCACUCACAAUGACAGCACACAUCAACUUUAUUUGUGAAUUCUUUUGAGCUCACCUACAUACAGUAUGUGCUCUCUCUCCCUGACACACACACACACACACACAGAGACACACACAUAUACAGCAGUUGAGACAGUUGACACUCCACACCAGCUACAGUCCAUAGUUGUUAAGAGCUGAUUGCGAGCACCAGAUUGCAAGAACCCCAGAAAGUCAAUCGUCUUUCUAAUUUUCUUCCUUUUAUUCUUUCUCUUUUUUUAUUAAGCCUGCCCUGCGGUAACAUGCACACAGACACACAGAGACACAUACACACACACACAGAGACACACACACACACACACACUUCAUCGAAAUUGGAUCAGUCAUAAAAGCUCGCUAAGUAGAACAAGGUAUUCCGGAUGUCAGAUGCAAAAGUUUAUGAAUAUUGAUUUUUUUUUUUUCCUCCGUUUUUUUUUCUGUCUCUCUCUCUCUCUCCAUCCAAAGUGUGAAUUUAACACAGACUCUGAGGUCUUUGAUCAAGAGAAAGCGCGGCAUCGGCGAUGCUGUGGAGGAGGGAGAUGCCUACUGAUGUGACCUAGUUUAGAGAGGAGAUGCUGCUGCUGCUGCUGCCGCCGC
Messenger RNA from Sardina pilchardus (European sardine), 4182 nucleotides. RefSeq names its product RNA binding fox-1 homolog 3a (gene rbfox3a). The record is from RefSeq and is a predicted model, not a curated record. Gene Ontology annotation, molecular function: mRNA binding. Gene Ontology annotation, cellular component: nucleus; cytoplasm. Bases 464 to 1573 code for a protein of 369 amino acids. Lineage: Eukaryota; Metazoa; Chordata; Actinopteri; Clupeiformes; Clupeidae. Gene Ontology annotation, biological process: nervous system development; regulation of alternative mRNA splicing, via spliceosome. The transcript is spliced from 17 exons.